Molecule: messenger RNA, 1406 nt
Organism: Ornithodoros turicata
Lineage: Eukaryota; Metazoa; Arthropoda; Arachnida; Ixodida; Argasidae
Product: Golgi-associated plant pathogenesis-related protein 1-like
Exons: 6
Coding region: 179-1069 (296 amino acids)
Cellular component (GO): extracellular region
Source: RefSeq, a predicted model, not a curated record
UGUACUAUAGGUCUGGCUGGGAGUUUCGAAGAGAACGGCGGAAGCUUGCGUCGCGAACUCUGCAGGAAGCACUGAAGCUGCUUGUUUGGAUAUCGCAGUGCGUGCGUGUGUAUAACCCACGGACCCAAAGGGUGGCCCUCCGUAUCGCCUGUGGUGAACGGGAAGAAAUCGUCCAGAUAUGGGACAGUGCUGUGGGAAAGCGCCCAAGGAUGACGCCCAAGGCACUAUGCCCGGGAACGUCAAUGGUGAAACUAAGACAGUGUCCACGGUGACGGACUCGUCUGGUAAGGUGACCACAACGACAACGACGAGACGGAUGGUUUCGUCGACGGGUCAGCUGUCUGAGUUUAAGGACGUGCAACUGGACGACAAGGGUGGUGUCACCACAGUCCGAAAGAUUGUCAAACGCACAAUCGUCCGGCAGCCUGAUGGGUCUGAGAAGGUCAUUGAGGAAGUCACAGUGGAAGGGGACCCGAAGCUUCUACCAGACUCAGGGAGUAACAAAGGGAGAACUAGCAGCACCAGUCUCCUGAGGACCACACUGGGAUCGCAGGGUGGCAUGACGAAAGCACCAACACCACAGCCGCCUCAAAUCAUUGGAGGUCAAGUAAAGGCCACCGACAAGCAGUUUAGAGAGGAAUGCCUCAAACGACAUAACUUCCACAGGGCUAACCAUGGCGUGCCUCCUCUCAAGCAUAGUGAUCAGCUGACUAAAGUUGCUCAAGACUGGGCCGAUACCUUGGCGAAGCGCGAUAGAUUUGAGCACCGGCCCAACAAUUCAUACGGAGAGAAUAUCUACAUGUCCUGGUCGUCGGAUCCCAACAAGGAAGUCGCAGGAGGGGACGCCGUUGACUCUUGGUACAGCGAGAUCAAAGACCAUACCUUCGGCGUAGAACCACGCACCCUCGCAUCUGGUCAUUUCACUCAGGUCAUGUGGAAGGGCAGCACAGAAGUGGGCACCGCUCGAGCUCGCAGCGCCACGGGAAAGAUUCUCGUCGUUUCCAACUACAGUCCAGCCGGGAACGUCGUUGGACACUUCGCCGAAAACGUUCCACCCCCGCGAAAGUGAUACAAGCUCAAUUGCCUCAUAGGCAAAGUUAUCCAGGUUUACGCGCAGCAUUUUAUAACUUUUUCUUGAUAUAUUUUUCUUGGCAUCAUAAUUUUAGCAAGUUUGCUUGCGCAAGAUUACUCGCCCAAUUAUGAACAAUACUGGCAUGUCUCUGGGCGAGCAUUCCGUAGUGAUGGCGAGAGGUUAAUAUUCCAGAAUGUAUAUAUGGUCUUUAGCGAUCAGUUUGUACGUGUUGCGGGCAACUGCUACAUUCCGCAGCAAGGGGUCAACACAUUAUUUUCCUUAUUGUGCAGUAUUACGCAGACCAAGAAGAAAAUUAAAGGAAGUUAUUUAUUCA